Molecule: messenger RNA, 732 nt
Organism: Durusdinium trenchii
Lineage: Eukaryota; Dinophyceae; Suessiales; Symbiodiniaceae
Source: the annotation of a GenBank genome assembly
AUGCUGAAUUGCAUCCGUUUCGAAGCCCUGCUGAACACAGAUGGUGACCCUGACUGCCCUUGGCCAACCCAGGACCCUUACCGGCGUUAUGGCGCAGAACACUUCGCCAAGGAUGGAGCCAUCAUCUGGUUCGAGCCUCUUCCGCCCAUGCUUCCAAUCCUGGAUUCCAAUCCGAAGCUGCCGCCAUCCAAGAUGCCGGAUGCUUACUCGCUGGUUCUGGACCUUGAUGAGACCUUGGUCCACUACUCGGAACACGACGGCAUGGGCAGCUAUGAGAUCAGGCCUGGGAUGCAAGAGUUCCUUCAACGAAUGCACGCUAAUGGCUAUGAGCUGAUCAUCUUCACAGCUGCCACACAGGACUAUGCCGAUUGGGUCAUUGAUCAGAUUGACCCAGAUCGCUUAAUUCAUCAUCGCCUCUAUCGGCAGCAUGCGCUGCCUUGGGGUCCGAUCUUCGUGAAAGACCUCAGCCGCAUGGGCCGUGAUCUGGACCGGACGUCCUCCGACGUCUCGGGGGGGGUGGUGGUGGAAGACCCGUGGCGACGUGGAGGACGCGGUUUCGGUGGGAAGGGAACAGGGGCAGGGGUGUGCAGAUUGAUGGGUUUAUUAGAGGGGACGGGGGGCUUUUGGAGUUGGAAGCCUCAAGUGGUGGAUGUGCCAGGAUCACUGAGAAUCAGAAUCAAGGAGAGUUCUAUCACAUUCCACCAGUGCUUUGAGCUAGAAGGCCUCUGUUGA